Molecule: messenger RNA, 3248 nt
Organism: Mandrillus leucophaeus (drill)
Lineage: Eukaryota; Metazoa; Chordata; Mammalia; Primates; Cercopithecidae
Gene: ARFIP1
Product: ADP-ribosylation factor interacting protein 1
Exons: 11
Coding region: 418-1539 (373 amino acids)
Biological process (GO): regulation of Arp2/3 complex-mediated actin nucleation; intracellular protein transport
Cellular component (GO): trans-Golgi network membrane
Molecular function (GO): protein domain specific binding; phospholipid binding
Source: RefSeq, a predicted model, not a curated record
ACAACGCUAUUUCCGGUCUCCUCACUUCCGGCUUCGCUGAUCUUGGUGCUGGUUCUGGAGGCCGGGUUGAGAGGUCGCGGGUCCGACUGUCCUCGGCGGUUGGUCAGUGUGAAUUUGUGACAGCUGCACUUGCUCCCCGCCCCCGAGCAGCCGAGGUGCGUGGGGGAAGAGGAAGAAGGAAAAGCUCCGGGUCUCGUUUCCGCUCACUUCUUGCCGGGGUUGAGGCGAUUCCAGAGAGCGGCGGAAGGGAUAAGCGUCGACUUAGAAGCUACCGAGUUACCCUAAGACAGAGUCUCACUCUGUUGCCCAGGCUGGAGUGCAGUAACGCAAUCUCGGUUCACUGCAACCUCUGCCUCCCGGGUUCAAGUGAUUCUCCUGUCUCAGCCUCCCGAGUCGCUGGGACCACAGGAGUCUACCAUGGCUCAAGAAUCUCCCAAAAAUUCAGCAGCAGAAAUUCCAGUGACUAGUAAUGGAGAAGUUGAUGACUCUCGUGAACACGGCUUUAAUAGGGAUUUGAAGCAUUCAUUACCAUCUGGACUUGGUCUCUCAGAAACUCAAAUUACAUCUCAUGGCUUUGACAAUACCAAAGAGGGGGUUAUUGAAGCAGGAGCAUUUCAAGGUUCCCCAGCACCGCCACUGCCAUCUGUUAUGUCUCCUAGCAGGGUUGCAGCUAGUCGACUGGCUCAACAAGGAAGUGAUUUAAUUGUUCCUGCAGGUGGCCAGAGAACACAGACAAAAAGUGGACCAGUUAUUCUAGCAGAUGAAAUUAAAAAUCCUGCAAUGGAAAAGUUAGAACUUGUUAGAAAAUGGAGUCUAAACACCUAUAAGUGUACUCGACAGAUUAUCUCUGAGAAGCUAGGCCGCGGCUCAAGAACUGUGGACCUUGAACUUGAAGCUCAAAUUGAUAUAUUAAGGGAUAACAAGAAAAAAUAUGAAAAUAUUUUAAAACUGGCUCAAACAUUGUCAACCCAGCUUUUCCAGAUGGUACAUACCCAAAGGCAACUUGGAGAUGCAUUUGCUGACCUGAGUUUGAAGUCACUAGAACUUCAUGAAGAAUUUGGCUAUAAUGCCGAUACCCAGAAGCUGCUGGCUAAAAAUGGAGAGACUCUUCUUGGAGCCAUUAAUUUUUUCAUUGCUAGUGUGAACACUUUGGUGAAUAAAACAAUUGAAGAUACAUUAAUGACUGUGAAACAGUAUGAAAGUGCCAGGAUUGAAUAUGAUGCAUAUCGCACUGAUUUGGAAGAACUGAAUCUUGGACCACGUGACACAAACACUCUGCCAAAGAUUGAGCAGUCACAGCAUCUCUUCCAAGCACAUAAGGAAAAAUAUGAUAAAAUGCGCAAUGAUGUUUCUGUCAAACUGAAAUUUCUAGAAGAAAAUAAGGUUAAAGUAUUGCACAAUCAGCUGGUCCUUUUCCACAAUGCCAUCGCCGCUUACUUUGCUGGGAAUCAGAAGCAGCUUGAACAGACACUUAAACAGUUCCAUAUCAAAUUGAAAACCCCUGGAGUGGAUGCCCCAUCUUGGCUUGAAGAACAGUGAAAUCAAAGCAGAAAAUAAAAAGAAAGUCAUGUUGUUAUAUUUCUAAACAAACCUAACAAGAAUUAAGCAGAGUUGGGGGAAGUGGAAGGGGUGACAAGCAUUGUAGUGAUUCUUGCACAAACAGCUUUAAUUUUUCCCUUUUUCAUACUUUAACAAUUGAACUGUUAAAUUUGAUGGGAAGGUGGGUGGUUUUAAUGUAAACAUAGUUUCUAUAAUCUGAACACAAUAAUUUUCCUUUUUGAGAAAUCCUUUUGUAUUGUGAGGGUUGAUGGCUAUUUCUGUAGUUUGAAAACAUCUACUAUAGAUUUGCACUGACGAGAUAAAAAUUCAAGGUUUUUGGUCCUGGAAAUGAGGGCCAACUAACUUUUCCAAAGGGAGGUUUACAUGAUUUGUAUCAACAUCAGAUAUUUUAUAUAUGAAUAUAUUAAACAUCUUUAAGAGAUUCCUUUUCAUGUAUUAAAGAAAAAAGAAACUAUUUUGCAGAGUAAAGUUAUAUGGUGUUCCUGCAGCGUCCACACAGAGGCAGCAGCUCUAAUGAAUGGUUAGCUUGUGGAGUUGUGACAAAUACCUUUUUAAAAAUGAAUCUGUACCCUUGUAAUUUUGUUUAGACUUUUUUUUAAAGACACAGAAAUCACAUUGUCAUUUCUGUGAGGCUUUUAAGCUUAUGAAUUUGCCUCACCCAAAGUCAUUGGACAGUUACGUUUGCAAUUUCUUUUGGUUCAUAACAAAACCUGCUUAAGAGAAUUUUUUUUUUGACAGGUGGACAUGGGAAUGGAAAUUCUUGAUGGUUUCUAGAGUAGAAAUCUGUUCUUAGAAAACUAGUUUUUGGGUCAAUUCCAUUUUGAUAGAAGCGAAUGCAUAGACAGCUUUUAUUGACUUCCAUAUAUGUAACAAUACCGUUUAAGCCUUAAAUCACAGAUAUGUGCCUUCUCAGAUACAGUAAUUCUUGUUCAACCAAUGUACAAAAUCCAUAAAGAAACCCCUGUUGGAUAAUGUUUGAUGUGUCCAUUCCUUCCAUGGAAAGCAGCACUACGUAUAAAUGUUGGGUUUCUUUGUACUUGUUAAGCCACAUUUGAGGUUUAUGGUAAAAAUCAUCUUUUGAGUUUGCUCUUUGGUUUUUCAUCAUUCCUUUUGAGGAAUGGGAAAACAGAAGGAUUCUUUGAUUUGGGUAAUGAAGAGGUAAUGUGGGACAGUGCGGUGGUGCCAGGAAGAAAGAGGAUUGGAAAGGCCAGUACUGUUUUAGUUGCUCGGCACUACUGGUUUUGUGUUCAUGUGGUUGCCCUGUCCACUACAUGGUUCUGUCAGUAGUGUAAUCCAUUUUCAAUGUAAAGCUCUUUCAGUUUUUGUCAUAGACAUAAAUUAAUAUUUUUAGAGGCAUCCCUCGCCUGUUCAUUUCUUCUGUGUUGAAAUGAAGUACCUAAAAUAACCGUUACACAUGAACUUUGUGGACUGUAAGAUUUGUUAUAUAUGUUCAAAUGCCUUUUAGGUGGCUUUUUAAUUAAUAUGCCUGUGUUGAGCGCUUAAUACAAUGUAAUGUGAUUGUAAAUCAUAAACCUAUUUUAAAUCAUUCCUUCCUGUAUAUUUGUACUCAGAGAGCCUUAUUUUAUUCUUCCAGCAGAAUUACUACUUGUGAUAGUUCAUUUACAUUCCCCAGAAUGUGCCUCUGGUGUGAAUUUUGUAUUCUUAUUAAAAGUGUUUGCUGCAGUAAA